Penicillium psychrosexuale is the source of this 243-nucleotide messenger RNA. RefSeq lists its product as uncharacterized. Lineage: Eukaryota; Fungi; Ascomycota; Eurotiomycetes; Eurotiales; Aspergillaceae. The transcript has 2 exons. The record is from RefSeq and is a predicted model, not a curated record. Bases 1 to 243 code for a protein of 80 amino acids.
AUGAGGGGUGCUGGUGAGAAACCAUUCGAGUCGGAUCUUCCACCGGGCGAAGGUAUGGUAACCCAAAUAAACGAAGCCCCCAAUGGUCGUGAACGAUUCGAAAUGGAACUAUACCACAGACUUCGGAUAUGGGAAAAUGGGACUCUCAGGUUGUCCGUUCGUGAGGUUAUCUCGCUAUGGCACUUCCUAAGUAUCCAACUAGCACCAUGGUCUGUGGGUGGCCUGGCAUUGCCUGCGGUUUAA